Owenia fusiformis is the source of this 2230-nucleotide messenger RNA. The record is from the annotation of a GenBank genome assembly. Lineage: Eukaryota; Metazoa; Annelida; Polychaeta; Sabellida; Oweniidae.
AUGACAAUUUCAGAGAAAGCGUUUUAUGGCCUUGAACAAAUCGUGUGCCUAAACCUUUCAGAUAAUAAAAUUCACACAAUUACAGAGAAAACAUUCAGUGGGAUGAGUUUUCCAAGCGAGAUGUAUAGCAAAUGUCACGAAAUUAGAGGUCUUCUUUGGGAUGACUGCUCCCUGAAUUUAAGGUCAAAUCCAAUUCAUGAAAUCCAAAGAGGAGCAUUUCAGAACAGUCACGGGCUUAGAGUUUUUAUCGGGGCAAGUAGUGUGAGUAUGCGUGUAUCUACAGAUGCAUUCACUUCAUGCAAUGUUUAUGAAAUAGUAUUUGAUAGCAUAAAAGACCUUCAAUUUGCGAGAAACACAUUCAACUCUAAAAUACAACAUAUCGCGAUACUGAAUUCCGUCUUACCUAAUUUUGUAAGUGAAACAUUCAGCGGGACAGAUAAUCUUCAAAGCUUGUUGAUAUCAAAAUGCAUAAUUGAAGAAAUCGAGGAAAGUGCCUUUGGUGGCAUGGCAUUCAAGGUCGAUUCAAUAUUCCCAACCAACAUAACAAUUGAGGAUUCGGUUAUCAACGACUCCUUUUCCGAAGAUUGUUUCCAAGGGUCAGAUAUGAAAGUAAUCUUAAUUCAGAAUAACCAUAUGGAAGGGUUUGACGCAUUUACCUUUCAAGGACUGGCCUUAGAUAAAAUCAUGAUCAUAUCAAAUUCAAAUUGGAAUCAAAUAAAUACAAAUGCAUUUUCUAACAUUGGAAAAGUAAACCAAGGAAUUCAUUUCGAGGGAAACAAUCUAAGUACCAUCCAAUCGGACUCCUUUAAAUUAUCCCAUGGUAUUAACACGAUACGGCUGAGUAGACAGUCUUCUACCUUGACAUUGAACUCUGGUGCUUUUAGAGAGAUCUAUGGUCUUGAUAGUCUGGUGAUUUCAAAUUGUAGAAUUGGCGAAAUAGAGACCGGUGCUUUUGGUUCGAUUAGAUUUAAUGGCCAGUCAUCAUUUACAACCAACAUAACAAUUGAGCGUUCACUUAUCGAAGGCUUUUUUCCUCGAGAUUCUUUCCAAGGAUCUAAUAUGAAGCAAAUCAUUUUUUACAUGAAUCAUAUGAAAGGGUUUGAAGCAUUCGCAUUUCAAGAUUUAGUUUUAGACAAACUCAUGUUUACAUUAAACUCUAACUGGACUCAGAUAAAUGCAAAUGCAUUUUCUAAUAUUGCAGAAGUUAGCCAAGGAAUUCAUUUUUAUGAAAAUGACUUCGCUGUUAUCCAAAACAAUUCAUUUAUGAAAUCAAAAGGAAUCGCAACGAUAAGGUUCACCGGGCAAACUUCUAAAUUGACAAUUCUCUCUGAUGCUUUUAAUGGUAUUUAUGGUCUCGAUAGUUUGGUGAUAUCAAAUUGUAGAAUUGACCAAAUAGAAAGCAAUGCUUUUGGUGGGAUUAGAUUCAAUCGCAACUCAGGAUUCUCAAGCAACGUAACAAUUGAGCAUUCACAUAUCGAUACCUUAUUCCCACGAGAUUCUUUCUAUGGGUCUAACAUGACACAGAUCAUAAUUCAAAUGAAUCGCUUGAAAGGGUUUGGAGCGUUUGUCUUUCAAGGCUUGACCUUUAACAAGCUCAUGAUCAUGUUCAAUACGAAGUGGAAUAAAAUCGAAACAAAUACAUUUGCUAACAUCAAAAAUAUAACAGAUGGAAUAUAUUUCCAAGGCAAUAAGCUAUACGAAAUUCAAUCCGACUCUUUCGCAGAUUCAGUAAUUAAAACCCUUAAGUUCAUUGAUCAACCGACUAUAUUACACUUGAAUCCUUAUAGUUUCAGAAACCUGGAGCAUACCAAAAGCAUUGUUUUUGAAAAUAUGGCUAAUGUCUAUAUAGAGAAAUGGGCCUUCUACGGAAUAUGGUAUUUUGGAACGUUAUUAUUCCAAAAUGGAACGAUGAUUUCAAAUUUUGACAGACAAGCAAUUGAUUUUUACCAGGGGAGCAGGGGAAUACAAAAUUUACAGCUUUUGGAUUACCCCAUACAGUGUAAUUGUGACGCGAAGUAUUUGGCAAAAAAUUCUAAAAUGAAAGAUAUAGACUUCACUAUAACUUGUACGGAUAAGGGUGAAAGUAACCACACUAUAAUUGUUUGUUCGGAUAUGAUUGCUGAUUGGCAACCUCCAAAAGCAUCUCUGCCGAUGUGUAAAGAUGAGAGAAAAUGUCCAAGACAUAAUAGGUCUGUUGCCAAUUCUCUAUCUUCAUAUUCAGUCUGUUUUG